GACGUAAAAACAGAGCGGAACGGUGGUUGGACCUGACGUCCUGUUGUGGUCCUUCGGCGCCAUCUCUCGGUAACAUCGCCGUCCAUCAGGCGCUUUAUACCAACCCGCCUCUGUUUUGUUUCUAGCCAGAUAGCUCCAUCCAUCAUGGCGAUGCAUGCGAAGGCGACUCCACCACAGAUCCCGGACACCCGCCGGGAGCUCGCCGAACUGGUGAAGAGGAAACAAGAACUCGCUGAGACACUAGUAAACUUGGAAAGACAAAUAUAUGCUUUUGAAGGCAGCUACCUAGAAGACACCCAGAUGUAUGGCAACAUCAUCAGAGGAUGGGACCGAUACCUCACCAACCAAAAGAACUCCAAUAGUAAGACUGAUAGAAGGAAUAGGAAAUUCAAGGAAGCAGAGCGUUUAUUCAGCAAGUCAUCUGUCACAUCAGUUGCAGCAGUAUGUGCACUUGGUGGGAUACCUGAUCACAUGAAUGAAAAACGUGAGGCAGGUAGCGGCACAGAAAGUGACGCCUCUCCAGAUCUCCAGAACCAAGAGAAUGAGCCUAGCCAGGAGGACACAGAAGAUGUGGACUCGACCCUGCAGGACCUAAAGCCUCAGAAAGCUGCCUCCUCCUCCUCCUCAGGCAGCCAUCACGGGAGCCACAAGAAAAGGAAGAACAAAAACAGACACAGAUUUGACAUGAAGGUUAACAAGAAACCCAGAGCUGACUAUUCAACUUAACAAAGACCACUGGAACACCUGGACACACAUGCGGAGGAUACCUGUAGAGAAACAUACGAUUUUUUGGACUUUAUGAACAUUGUAUGCCUUUUGUUUUUUCCCUCUCGGUUGUCAUAUUUCAGCCUGUACUGUAUGUAUUGCUUGAAACAUUCCCCCCCGCCACCUACCUUUGGUCAUGGUUAAGGUUUUGACCUACCAAGUAUGUAGAAAUAUGGUGUUGCAUGUUACUUUAGGCCUGAUGAGGCCCACCUCCAGUAACGCACCAUUUUGUAUAGUGUUGAAAAAAAAAUUGUAUUUAUUAUGUAGUUAAUUUCCCAUUGUAAGAAAGCUAUGCUUUUUUUCUCUUAGUGUCACAUAAUCGUAUAACCCCUGAAUACCCGGAUUCUUUUAUUACAUGGUUUACACAGUUUUGGAUAAAAUAAAAUACGUGAAUAUGUUUUGGUUGUUUCUUAAAAGUGCUUUGGGUCAUCACAGCAGUUAGGCUUAUUGGAUGUUGUACAGCAGCUGAUAGGUCACUGCUGGCUGCAAUAAUCAGCCUGAAUCUUAUUGUUUCUUGUGUCAAUCACUGGCAGAUGCAUGCAUGUGAAACUUUGUGAAAUUAUCCAAUUGUUGGAUGUUGUUCCCAUGCCUCUAUAAAGUUACAUUAUGAAAUAGUU
Molecule: messenger RNA, 1382 nt
Organism: Perca flavescens (yellow perch)
Lineage: Eukaryota; Metazoa; Chordata; Actinopteri; Perciformes; Percidae
Gene: meaf6
Product: MYST/Esa1-associated factor 6
Exons: 7
Coding region: 145-726 (193 amino acids)
Cellular component (GO): histone acetyltransferase complex
Source: RefSeq, a predicted model, not a curated record